Messenger RNA from Haplochromis burtoni (Burton's mouthbrooder), 1840 nucleotides. RefSeq lists its product as uncharacterized. The record is from RefSeq and is a predicted model, not a curated record. NCBI's taxonomy places the organism in Eukaryota, Metazoa, Chordata, Actinopteri, Cichliformes, Cichlidae.
AUGGAACAGCAGUUGUCCAGUGACAGCAACAGUUCCAUUAUCAUUGAACACACUUCAGCUGAUUCUGACGUGGAUACAAGUGUACCUGAGCUCAGAAGGACAGACAGUGUUAUUCUUACCAGACAAAUGCUUGGAUGCCCAUCUAUAUCAAGUACUGACAUCAGUGAGGAAGAAUAUGGUCCUCAAACUGCUGAAGAAAGUGACAGUUCUGCAGAAAGUCUCAUACAACACAAAAGAAAGAAGACGAAAGCACGGAAAAUUACUUCAGGUAACUCUCAGGAAGAUGUCCGACAACUGAAGAGAAGGUGUACCCGAACUCAAUGCAAUUCCUCAAAUUCAAAUGCUAAAGAAUCCUCUUCACUUGAUGCAGAAGACACAAACACAUCUGCGUCAUCUGCUGCGUCAUCUGCUGGUUCACUCUCAUCUGCUUCACUCCUAUCGACAAAAUCUUCAGGGGCAUCACAAACCACAAGAAGGAAGUGGACUGAAGCAGAAAUAAAGGCUGUGGAGAAGACUCUAAUGGAGUACAUCAGCUCUGGAAAGGUGCCUGGGAAGGCAGAGUGUCUCAAAUGUAUUGAGACUUCACCAUUAGCAUUGAAAGAGAGACGUUGGGAGGGAGUUAAGUUUUACGUGAAAAACCGAAUUGAUGCUUUAAAGCGACAGUCAGUGAAAAGAAGGUAAGAAGCUAAUGUCAAACAAAUGGAACAUAAACAGCUUCAGUUACUGUUAAAAUUUUCUCAUGUUUAGAGAAAAAAAAAGGAUUGUUCAUUUCAACCAGGCAAUUGUCACAGUGCUGGGUCGGGGACCCAGUGUUCUAUCUUUGUUAUUAUUGCGAGCUCAACGUGUGUUUUCUGUUUUACUUUGAAGUUCUGUGCCUCAUGUGGAUGUGUCUUGCUUUGCCCUCGUCUUUGUGAUUUGUAUCAGCUGUGUUCCUCGUGUGUUCUGACGCUCCUUGUUAUUUCCCUGUGUAUUUAUGUCGGCGUCUCCCUCAGUUCCGUGUCGCAUCGUACCCUCACCCUGCUGUUUCCGCCCAUGUAUCCUGCCUGCUAUUUCCUCAGUUUGUAUUCUCAGUUUAAGUUAGUUUGUGUUCAGCAAUAAAGCUGCUUUUUCGGCUCACUUUUCGUGUCUGUCUUAAUGUCUUCUCACAUUCACUGUUUUUAAAUGGGUAGACCACAUGAAGCAGAAUGUUAAAUGUAUGAGCACAUUAUACAUAUUAAAUCUUCAGUAUUUGGUAUCCCCUUGUGGUAUUUUGAUAUUUCAGUAUUUAUUUUUAUACUAUAUAUCUAAAAGAUAAGUUGGGAUGCUAAGCUCCUUAGUUGAAACAUUUUUUUUAUUGAAAGCAGAGGCCAGUGCACAAAUUUUCCAGUGAACAAAUACAAGGGGCAAUGACAGAAUAACAAAAACAAUAUAAAACUCAAAUGAAAAUAUGUAGCAGAAACCAUUCUCUGAAAUCCAACCAGCACUUGAAAGCUUUUUCAUUAUACCAGCUUUGAUUACUCUGGGUUGUAAAUUCCUAUAAAUAGACCCUCUAACUGUAAACGUGCAACAGUGUCACCUGGUGGUGGUUUGUGAAAAGACAUAAAAGCUGUGUCCCCACCAGGUAGAAAAACCUGACAAAAAUUGGAUUUUGUAAAUUUAACAAAUUCUGGUACCUAAAUAGAUGUUUGGGCCCUAAAAAAAUUAAGAGUUCCAAUUAUGCCUUUAUAAUACCUCUAUUACAUUUAGAAAUGUUGUGUCCCCACGCGUAACCUCCUAGAUGGAAGUCCCCACGUGGCUGGAAAAACGUGUAUGUGUGUGUGUGUGUGUGUGUGUGUGUUUAGAGUAUCUGCUCUCUGGCACC